Molecule: messenger RNA, 819 nt
Organism: Aspergillus steynii IBT 23096
Lineage: Eukaryota; Fungi; Ascomycota; Eurotiomycetes; Eurotiales; Aspergillaceae
Exons: 1
Coding region: 1-819 (272 amino acids)
Source: RefSeq, a predicted model, not a curated record
AUGCCUUCCAUCAAGCCUACCCUCCACCCUCUCAAGACCCCUCAGCCGAUGGUCUUUCCCUCCGAGCUGCAACGCAACCCGGACACCGGCACCAGUCUAUCAGGCAACGGCAGCGGCCGGCCCGGCGACGAGCCUCUCUGCACGCCCAUCACGCCGCCAGCAGCCUACACGGAGUUCCUGAAAGCCUUCACGCCCAUCUUCUCCCCCGAUAGCGCGAGAGGCGAGAACGGCCGCUUCCGCUUCGACAAGCCGUUCGAGCGCAGCGCAAUCACCAAUGCCAACCACUACCUCAACCCUCCCAGCGCCACCAGCAACCCCGGCUCCGGCAGCGGCAACACCAGCGCGCCCACCUCGCAGCCUGCCAGCGCCGUCAGCACCUCGUUCAACUUCAACGAGUCUGCCAGGUCGGCCACCGCGUCGCUGCCGCCCCCGACGCCCUACGGCGCUCCGUUCCCGCGGCGGGAUCCCAGAAACUUGCGCUCCCUGCGCAUCCCGGGCUCGGGACCCAUCCCGCCGCGCUACUCGCCGACUAGCAUGUCGAUGGGCGAGUCCCCGCGUAGUGCCACCAUGCUGCGCUCGCCGUAUUCGCCCUCCGAUUGGAAAAUGAGGUACUAUGAGGGGCCGCGGAGCGCGAACAGCCGCGUCAGCGUGCGCCAUGUCGUCACGCACACUGUAACCUACAAGCGCACGCAGCUGGAGGAUCCGCCCAAGGGGAAGAAGCGCAGAAAGGUCACGGAGGAGGUCACUGAAAAGGAGACUACGAAGUCGGGUGACGAGGAGGAUGAGGAUGCCAGUUCGGAAGAUUCAGAGGAGGCUUGA